CGGAAAACGACCCACAAACGGGAUCAUGGCCCACCGGAUAUGUGAUUUUCAACAUUUGGCAAACCGAAUAAGGAGAAAUACCGAUAUGAUCAUUUGACGCGUCAGAGUAUGAUUCAUACACAGGUGAUCAUAACUCAGAACUUGUACCAGAGCAGGUUUCUCAGCCUGGCAGUCAUGGCCUCCCCAUCUCGCGUCUCUCAGAACCGCCGGCGCUGCAAGGACCCAAUCCGACACAGCUACAACCCAGAGCAGUUCCAGAACCUCAACUUCCAGAACGGCAUUCCAGAAGACCUGGUGGCCACGCCGCGCUCCACCAGUGACACAGACCUGGUCACCUCCCACUGCCGCUCCACACUCACUGCCAGCUUCUCCCACUACGCCAUCGGCCAAUCCCAGGACAUCACCAUCUGCUGGGACAUCAAGGAGGAAGUGGACGCCGGGGACUGGAUUGGCAUGUACCUGAUAGAUGAGGUUUUAUCUGAGAAUUUUCUGGACUACAAGAACCGUGGUGUCAACGGGUCGCACAAAGGGCAGAUUGUGUGGAAGAUCGAAGCCAACUCGUACUUUGUUGAACCUGAGACCAAGGUGUGUUUCAAGUACUACCACGGAGUGAGCGGGGCGCUGAGAGCCACAACCCCCAGUGUCACUGUCAAGAACCCCUCCGCACCGGUGUUCAAGCCCGCCAAUAGUGAGGAAGCACCCCAGACUCAGGGGCGCAGACGCCUAAUCAACUUCUCCAUAUCAGACUUCCAGGCGACGGGACUAAAGAAGGGCAUGUUCUUCAACCCCGACCCCUACCUGAAGAUCUCCAUCAGGCCAGGCAAACACAGCAUCUUCCCUGCCCUGCCGCACCACGGCCAGGAGAAACGCUCCGGCAUCGUCUGCAACACCGUCAACCCUGUCUGGCAGAGAGAGCGCUUCAACUUUGUGUCCUUGCCCACCGACGUGCUGGAGAUCGAGGUGAAGGACAAGUUUGCCAAGAGCAGGCCCAUCAUCAAGCGUUUCCUGGGGAAGCUGACCAUGCCAGUGCAGAGACUACUGGAGAAGCAUGCCAUUGGUGACCGGGUGGUCAGCUACUCUCUGGGCCGACGCCUGCCAACAGAGCACGUCAGCGGACAGCUGCAGUUCAGAUUUGAAAUCACAUCCUCCAUCCACCCAGAUGAUGAAGACCUCUCCCUCAGCACAGAGUGUGCUGCUGUCACAACAGUCCAGGCGGGGGCCCAGUCCUUGCAGCCCGGCGAGCCCGCCGAGGACACCCUCAGCCUUGGUCCCGGAGCUCCCGACCUCCCCUUGGACGAGGAGGAUUGUGGAGCUUCGGGGCUGCCCAUGGAGGGGGUCGUGGAGGGUUUGGUCGAGGAUCCAGGGCCCUCAGACCAGGCCGGAGUCAGAGCCCCAGGUGUGGGGUGCUGCGGGGCCGACGGUAUGCAGGAGGGACCACAGCCCAGCCAGGUGGAGGUGAACCAAGCCCGGGGAGAGGAGAGGGGAGGUGGGGAAGCAGCAGGGAGCGCUGGGGAGACACUACCCACUGUGGAGGAGACUAGUGAGGAAGGGGGGAUUCAGACGCCCUCCACCCCACAGCCGGGCCCGGAGGAGGGGAGGACGGUCGGUGAGGACACGGGGCCCACAGGGCCCCAGGAGGGGGCAGAGAGGGCCCGGGCAGAAGGGCAGGUGGGGCCGUCGGCACCCCCUCGGGCAGCGGAGGUGGACAUGGAGGUGGGAGGCGAGUCUGGAGGCCAGGUGGGGACGGGCGAGGAUGAGGAGGAGGGCGGUGAUGAAGGCUGCUCCCUGCGCAUCCGGACCACGCCCAGACGCAAGAACCGGCCCUGCUCGCUGCCCGUGUCCGAGCUGGAGACGGUGAUCGCCUCGGCGUGCGGCGAGCCCGAGACGCCGCGCUCGCACUACAUCCGCAUCCACCGGCUGCUGCACAGCCUGCCCUCGGCCGCCCAGGCCCAGCCGGAGGGCAUGGAGGACGGGGAAGGAGACGCAGGCGAGGCCCAGGAUCCACAAGCAGGCACCAACGGCCUACCUGAUGACAAUCACAGAGCCCGGGGGCCCAGACGGACCCUCCCUCGCAGCCUCUCCAUGGAGCGUCUUUCCGACCUGGCCUCGUUGCUAGACAGCGAGGGGCGCCACCCCCAGGGGCAGGUCAGAGGUCGCAGGGGGAUCGAGGACGAGGAGGACGAGGAGGAGGACGACGAGCCCUGCUGCAGUAACUCCUGCUACGGGCGGGGCUACGUGCGAGAGCGAGGCUUGUCGCUGGGCUCUGCAAGGAGGUCGGAGGGGGGCAGCGCGUUCUCCUCUCAGGAGGAGGAGAUGGAGGUGGGCGGGGCCGAGGGGAGGGAGCCCGGCGACGGGUCGCCGCAGUGGCAGGAAGCCCCUCCCACGCACGUCCAGAGCCCGCAAGGCUUUAUGGGAAAUGGAGAGUCGCCAGUGGCAGGGGGCCAGUGGUGGGAAAGGACUGUUGUUGUAGGAGAUUGCCCACUACCAUCCAGCCACCCUGCUGUCAGUCAGCUGCCAGCUCUGAGACCAGACCCUCACCACUACCCCACCAUUGAUGAACCUCUACCUCCAAACUGGGAGGCGCGCGUGGACAGCCACGGGCGCGUGUUCUACGUGGAUCACAUCAACAGGACGACCACCUGGCAGAGACCCACCACUGCUGCCACCCCUGAUGGGGUGAGGAGGUCUGGCUCUGUCCAGCAGAUGGAGCAACUGAACCGCAGGUACCAGAGCAUUCAGAGGACCAUGGCCACAGACAGCGGGGUGCAGGGAGAUCCGGAAGAGGAGGAUGGUGGAGCAGGAGGUCAGAGGGAUGAGAUAGCGGUCAACAGCAGCAGCAGCAGCGAGACAGACACGCCUGUGGUCAACAACGGUACUGCAGAGGGGAGGAGAGAGAGCUCUACCUCCCCAGUCAACAGUCAGAAGAUCACUGCCCUGCUCCAGAGUCCUGCUGUCAAGUUCAUCACACACCCAGAAUUCUUCACCGUCUUGCACGCCAACUACGGAGCCUACAGGAUGUUCACCAACAGCACCUGCCUGAAGCACAUGAUCCUCAAGGUGCGACGGGACGCCAGGAACUUCGAACGCUACCAGCACAACCGCGACCUCGUCACCUUCCUGAACCGCUUCACCGACAGCCAGCUGGAGCUGCCCCGGGGCUGGGAGAUCAAGACCGACCCUCAGGGGAAGAACUUCUUCGUGGACCACAACAGCCGUGCGACCACCUUCAUCGACCCCCGGAUCCCCCUGCAGAACGGCCGGCUGCCCAAUCACCUGACCCACAGGCAGCAUCUGCAGAGGCUCCGCAGUUACAGUGCUGGAGAGGCGUCGGAGGUGUCUCGUAGUCGCGGCGUGGCCUUGCUGUCCCGUCCGGGGAACAGUCUGGUGGCCGCCAUACGCAGCCAGCACCAACAGGACGCCGUGCCUCAAGCCUAUAAUGACAAGAUCGUGGCCUUCCUUCGCCAGUCAGGGAUCCUAGAGAUCCUGACAGAGCGACAGCCUGGCCUGUCCAAAAACCACUCCCUCAGGGAAAAGAUCCACUACAUCCGGACAGAGGGAACCCAGCGCCUGGAGAAGCUGUCAUGUGACGCCGAUCUGGUCAUCCUGCUGAGCUUGUUUGAUGAGGACAUCAUGUCCUACAUCCCUCCAUCCUUCCAUCCCGGCUUCAGUUUCUCACCUCGCUGCUCCCCUGGCUCCUCACCUCACAACUCUCCAGGAACUCAGAGGGCCAGGGCCCCUGCCCCUUACCGGAGAGACUUUGAAGCCAAGCUACGGAACUUCUACCGGAAGCUGGAGGCCAAGGGCUACGGCCAGGGCCCCGGCAAGAUCAAGCUGAUCGUGAGGAGGGACCACUUGCUGGAGGGCACCUUCAACCAGGUGAUGGCGUACUCCCGCAAGGAGCUGCAGAGGAACAAGCUCUACAUCACCUUCAUAGGAGAGGAGGGCUUGGACUACAGCGGCCCUUCUAGAGAGUUCUUCUUCCUGCUCUCCCAGGAGCUUUUCAACCCCUACUACGGCCUGUUCGAGUACUCCGCCAAUGACACCUACACCGUGCAGAUCAGCCCCAUGGCCGCCUUCGUGGAGAACCACCUGGAGUGGUUUCGUUUCAGUGGUCGUAUUUUGGGCCUGGCUCUGAUUCACCAGUACCUUCUAGAUGCCUUUUUCACACGGCCCUUCUACAAGGCUCUACUCCGACUAGCCACUGACCUGAGUGAUCUAGAGUACCUGGAUGAGGAGUUCCACCAGAGCCUUCAGUGGAUGAAGGACAAUGACAUUACGGACGUUCUAGAACUCACCUUCACUGUCAACGAGGAAGUGUUUGGACAGGUGACAGAGCGUGAGCUGAAAUCUGGAGGGGCCAAUGUGACGGUGACAGAGAAGAAUAAAAAGGAGUACAUUGACCGCAUGGUGAAGUGGAGGGUGGAGAGAGGGGUGGUGCAGCAGACAGAGGCUCUGGUCAGGGGCUUCUAUGAGGUGGUGGACUCGAGGCUGGUGUCUGUGUUUGACGCCAGAGAGCUGGAGCUGGUGAUCGCUGGCACGGCAGAGAUCGACCUGAUAGACUGGAGGAACAACACAGAGUACAGAGGAGGUUACCAUGACGGCCACAUCGUGAUCAGGUGGUUCUGGGGCGCCGUGGAGCGCUUCAACAACGAGCAGAGGCUCCGCCUCCUCCAGUUCGUCACGGGGACGUCGAGCGUUCCGUACGAGGGCUUCACCGCCCUGAGGGGCAGCAACGGCCUCCGUCGCUUCUGCAUCGAAAAGUGGGGGAAGAUUACAGCCCUCCCCAGGGCUCACACGUGUUUCAACCGCCUGGACCUCCCUCCCUACCCCUCCUACACCAUGCUGUACGAGAAGCUGCUGAUCGCUGUGGAGGAGACCAGCACCUUCGGCCUGGAAUGAGGGAGGGGAUGGGACAGACUCUGGACAGAAGAGAACAGACCCCAAGGAGCCUGUUACUCCACAAAAGGAAACUCAUGAACACAGUCCAGACUCUACAAAGUGACUCCAGGGUGGCACCUUUUUAUACCCAGUUCACGUUCUCAUUUUGAAUCAACCUGUGAACACAUGUACAAUCUCUAAGCCAAUGGAUGUAAACGUACACUUAUACAGUCUUAGCCAAUGGAAAAGCCAACCACCGCAUGCAUUAAUACUUAACUCCUACACUACAGUAGGCUUUUACCUUACCUUCUUUUGAUUGGAUGUUGCAUUAACGAACCAAGCUCUCGUUAUGGCCAUAGCCUAUCAGCACUCAGGGCCUAGAUUCUCACCUCAUCACCAACCAAUAGGCUAAGGUCUUGUCUCUCUCAUAUACACACUGGCCCCUGCAAUAGUGGCCAUCAGCCAGCAUAAUCACAACCAUGUUCUCCCCUAAACAACAUGAUACUAUCACCAUGACCUAACAUAAGAAUGCCUCAAAUACUUGUCACCCCACUGCGGUCAGUGAGACUCUGCCAAACUGGUUUUCCAACUGUGCCAGUGAUGAUUUUGUUGUUAAAUACUGUGACAUCAUCACAGGAAGAUGGUCCGCAGGUCCAGCUGUUUUCAAAUUCAAAAUGGCUGCCGGGGUCGUGUCUAAUGAUAACCAAAGCCUGAUAUAUCAUUCAUUAAAGACAGAAAGCGCCACAUGUUACUAUCACUAUGUGGACGUUUGUAGUCUUCUAUCAUUGGAGGUUCAUGGGACCUUCUCACAUUGAUUGUUGAUUCCGCAUUUUACAAUUUUUUUUAAUUAUUUGCAGAACUGUUGAGAAAAUAUGGACAUUUUACAAAUACACCGUUAUGAACGUUGAUGUUAGUCAUGCUCGAGUACACACACAUUGUUAGGUUUGAUAGAGAAGUCACUACACACUGCAUUGUAUUUUACUGUAACCGUGGGUGGUAACUAAUGUGUAUGUUUGUCUGUUUUUCUGUUCCUUUCGUUCAGACUUUUCUUGUGACAGCUAAUUAAGUUGGCACAUGCUGCUCUUUCUGGUUUCAACACAAGUUGUAAAUGAAUAUGAAUGUUUUAUUAUCAAAUGAUUGUUUUUUUUAAAACACAUUUAGUUUUUACCUAUUUGUGACCAACAGAGAACUUUAAAAAAUAUGUAAAGAAUGGAAAUACAGAAAUGUACUAUAUAAUUAUCUGUGAAAACAAACGGGUAUAAGAGAAAAAGGAUAAAGAGAGGACGUCCACGACUGUAACUGUUCUUGUCACCUGCCUGCAUAUUUCUUGCACCAACAGUAUAGCCAGUUGACACUGAAAGUACUGUAGUAAGUACUUUCAUUUGCCCACUAUUUGAACAAGAAUCCAUUUAAGACUAUUUGAAAUGUAACACUAUUCAAUUUAAAUUUUGGGACAUCGUUUGAAGGCGAUAUCCUGUAACUAGGUAUUGAGUAACUUGUUGCUAUGGAUACUGUGUAGCAGAUAUUACAUUGUCUAUUUUUGGCAUGAGCCGAGAUUCUGGAUGUUUAUCUUUGGCCUUUGUGUCUUUACGUAGACACAGACCUGUCAGUUCAGGUACAUUGUCCCGAUUUGGCGCAGUUCAGUACGUUAUGAUAAUGGGUAAGUUGCCUUGUUCACAAAACUCCUGACAAAGACCAGGCAGAACAUCUGAACAGAAUCACAGCAUACAACUCGAUUCAUGUUGACCAACUGUCAUUUAACCUAUUCACGUGCAUAGUCACAGUUAAUUGUUAUAUAAAUACUCAUCAUUGUUCAUGAUUUUCACCCGGAUUGUCCAUUAUCUGAUCAAUGUUUUUUUUAAGUGUUUUUUGGGGGAAUGUAGUGUAUAGUCUAUUGUUGCUGGUAAAAUGAAAGUUCUACUGUAAUAUAGAAUUGAUAUGAAAUACUUUGUAUUUAACCAUUUAUAUACUAUACAUAAUAGGAUGCUUUUUUCCAGAUAUGCAGUUAAUGACUGAAAAUCAUUCAUUUUGCUUUAUUUUCCAAGUUUGUACAGUGUGCACAUUUGAAUAAGUUACAGUUGAAAUGUGUCUCAUGCUAUGCAUAUGUUGCAAAGAGAUCAAGCAAAUGCAAUUUAAAACAUCGAUCAGUUUUGCCUACUUUUAAGAUAUACUGUACUGUACCUCUUAUUUUAAAUGGACGUUAAAAGUAGUUUUCACAUUGUGGAGGUUGUACCAGUUCUGCUGAAGCGUGUGUCUGCGUCCUCCCUUUACUCUCCACUUCAUCUCCAGUUUCCAGCUCAGUUUUACAGAUGACUUUCACUGUCUGACCGGCAGACAUGCAGUUUCAGACUGCAGUUUUUCUUUUCAAGGAUAGUACUGUUAACGAAUGUCAAUAAACAAUCACUUCGUAAUGCACCUUCUCCUUCCACCGGUCCCAUGGGUUGUGGAGUGAUAUGGACGCAUCAAAAGUCAUUAGGUGGUAGUUGAACCAUUAUUUA
Messenger RNA from Osmerus eperlanus (European smelt), 7376 nucleotides. RefSeq names its product HECT, C2 and WW domain containing E3 ubiquitin protein ligase 1b (gene hecw1b). Gene Ontology annotation, cellular component: cytoplasm. The transcript is spliced from 29 exons. The record is from RefSeq and is a predicted model, not a curated record. Gene Ontology annotation, molecular function: protein binding; ubiquitin protein ligase activity. The coding region runs from base 109 to 4899 and encodes 1596 amino acids. Gene Ontology annotation, biological process: regulation of dendrite morphogenesis; protein polyubiquitination. Lineage: Eukaryota; Metazoa; Chordata; Actinopteri; Osmeriformes; Osmeridae.